AAAGACAGCAGAAUUGUAGGGAAGAAUAAGCAGUGAUUUCAUUUCAUUCAAUCUGCCUUCAAUGUUGCUUGCAGCACUUCUUAAAUAGUGCGGCUCAUUCCUUACAAUCAUUGAUCAAAUAUUCUAACCUAGUACACCUCAUAGGACAGCACACACAAGAUGACAAAACUGUCAUGUGCACAAAUUUACAUGUUGAUUCUCCUUUUUUGAUGAUUAGUACUAGGAAGCUUCCUUAUUGAUAUUACUAGCAUGCUUGCUGUCAACAAAUACAAUAAAAAUGCUUAUUUUUAAAGGUAUAAAAAACAAUUUUUUCUAUAAUUUUAGAUACCCUACUUUGAAAUCUUAGAUUCAUCAAUGGAGUUUGUAAAUGAUGAUUCAUGAUUGGACGUAGAAAUAAACCUUAAAAAGAUUUGCUCAAUUACUAUAGGUCUAUACUUAGCCGUUUAUUUGGUUCGCCCAGUAAAUCCCAACACGAUUCGGCAUCGGGUUGGCUCUGGGCAUACAUUGAUUUUCUUUCUGUGCUUAUAAUUAAAAAUAAAUAAAUACACUCCGUACCCAAAACUAAUCAUAACCACAUUUGGUGGGAAGAAAAAACCGAGUUAGCAACAAUACACCACCCAACUCAGCUCACCCAUUGCCGAGCAACUCAGUUCCUUCAACAUGGAAACCCUAAACUCCGAUUUCACAAAUUCCCCAAACAAACGAUUGAAAACGGAAACCCUAACCCUAGAACCUUCAAUUCCGUCCUCAUUUGACAAAGGAAAAGCUCCGAUUAUUGCCGACAGUGACGGCGGAAGCGAUUAUGGUUGCGAAUCGCCGGCGAAUUCGACGCCGGAUAACUGCGGGAUUUGCUUCACGGAGGAGGGGAAAACCAUCAGAGGCUUGAUUGAUAGCUGCGACCAUUUCUUUUGCUUCCUUUGUAUUAUCGAGUGGUCGAAAAUCGAGUCUCGUUGUCCAUUGUGUAGAGGGAGAUUUAGUUGUAUUCGCCGUGUGAGGAAGGACGGGAGCUUUAUUGGUGAAAGUUCUGUUCGGGUGCCGGUCCGUGAUCAGAUUUAUGAUCCUUUUGGGGAACCAGUUGACCCAUAUGCACAAGCAAAGUGCUCUGUUUGCAAUGGUACGACUGAUGAGUGCCUCCUUCUUCUAUGUGAUCUUUGUGACUCAGCUUCACAUACUUUUUGUGUCGGCCUUGGUGCUACUGUACCCGAGGGUGAAUGGUACUGCCGGGACUGUGCUCUUCUACGGGCUGAGCAGCUUGAGGUUGAAACUGGGGAUAAUAUUGUUACAUCUGUUGUUUCACAUGAUGUUGAUGAAUCGCCAUCAACUUCAGCUUCAGUCUCAAUAUUUGAUAUUGUGAGAGACCCGAUUGAGUCGAAGGGCCCUGAUUCUGGUACCACCAGGCUUCGCAAAUUGGUCUCUCAUCCAACACAGUUUUCUUCCUCAGCUAUUGUAUCUGACCAGCCAAAUAGUGCAUCUGCAAGAAGCGUACCUGAUGGAAGAGGUAAUUUGCAUCCUCCUGUUGAUAUGUCGUCGAGUGUUAGGACACUGCAGAAUUGCCGAAAGGCACACAGGCAUAUAAAUGUCUUACGCGAGAAUUGGGGUGCUUUUAGAACUGGAUCCUUGAGCUUCUCUUUUCCCAUUUCAGACUCCAGUAAAGCUAGUCGAAAACAGAAUGUAGUUGGGACAAGUGCAGAAAGAUCUUGCGAAUUGCAAUCAUUUUCAGCUAAGAGCUCCUUGCAAUCAAAGGCAAUAGACAGUUUGCAAGACUCUUAUAAUGUUGACAGAGCUUGGAAAUUGAUGAGUAAAGCAAAGACGGUACUGAAAACUGCCAAGUCAAAAAGUGACUCUAAGAUUUCUCAAAACAAAACGCAUAGUUUGAAGAUAGAUAAAUUUGUACCGAAGUCUGUAGCGUCUGGAAGAAAGGAUCUAAUGUCCCUUAGAUUAGGCAAGCAAAAUCCUACUGAUAAGGGAAGUAGGACGCAUGCUGAGAGUUCUGGAAAGCAUCAGUUUACUAGUUUUACGUCACUAGCUGCUUGUACCUCUGGCAGCAAGCAUCAGAAAUCUAGUGUCACUAAGUUAUGUAUGCCUAGAGAAGUAAAAUCUGCUUCAAAAGCUAGUAUACAUAACAACAGUUCAUGCUUUGAAUCUCCCAAUAAGCUGCAGGGAGGACUCUCUAAUGUUCUUGAUGAUGGCUCUGCCUGGUCAGCCUCUUCAUGUGGGCCAACAGCAGGGGGUUCUGAUGUAUCACGACUCAGAUUGCGGAGGAGGGAAUUAUCUCCUGUUAAACUAGCUGUCCCUUUGAAUUUGUGUACAUCCAGCAAGCAGAAGCUACAAACAUCAGUUCAAGCUGAUAUACGUCAUGAUGAAACUGGCUUAACUUCGGAUGCAAAUCUAAGAAGAGGAUUAUCAAAUGAUUUUGAUGAACAUAAUGGUUUUGCUUGUUCAACAUCUUCACAUGAGCUUAUAGUGGGUGACUCUGAUGCAUUUCAUGUCAAGUUAGAAUCCAAGAAAACAUCUGCAUGUCCUGGGAAAGUUGGAUCUAAGCUCACAAGCAGGGUUACUAAGGAUGACGAGGCAAAGGGUGAGAUACAAUCCCUUGUCAAGCUUAACCUGAAGCUCCUUUGUAAAGAUAAACGAUUAGGCGUGGAUGCAUUUAAGGAAAUAGCGAGACUUUCAACACAUACAAUUUUGGCUUCCUGUGGUUUGGAGCACCGGAAAAUAGUUGGUUCCCUGCCAACAUUUGUAUGCCAUCAUGGUAAUCAAACUUCGCAACUCCACAGAUCUGCAAUAGUGCCUAGUUCUUGUAGGGAAUGCUUCUAUAUCUAUGUCAAAGACGUAGUUAACUCGAUCAUGUCUGAGAAAUUGAAUACUACUUAAUUUGUAUCUUGAGAUUUUGUAAUAUUAGAUCCUAUAUUGUUCUCGUCAUUGUAUGUUUUUAUCUGUACUUGUUGUAUUUGUGUGACCAAAAAUAUUGCAGAAAAUAAAAUGAAUACAUAUUAGCUUGAUAA
Spinacia oleracea (spinach) is the source of this 3005-nucleotide messenger RNA. RefSeq lists its product as uncharacterized. Lineage: Eukaryota; Viridiplantae; Streptophyta; Magnoliopsida; Caryophyllales; Amaranthaceae. The transcript has 3 exons. The coding region runs from base 661 to 2874 and encodes 737 amino acids. The record is from RefSeq and is a predicted model, not a curated record.